GGUGUCUUAUCUUGCUUGCCGAAAUCUUGAUUUAAGAGCCGAAAUUAUUAUCAUGUCAGAGUACAGUAACCCAUUACCAUCAUCUUCAACUUCUAAAGGCAGUUCUGAACAAUCAGAUCGUGCUAAUGGCAUCCAUGCUCCAAGUUCCGUUUUACCUUUGAAAAGAGCCAAAUUGAAUAGUGGUGAGGAUUCUAUUCGUAAUAAUUUUGGUACUCCAUUACAAACCAGGGUUGCUUCACCAUGUACUUUAAAUCCUCCUAUAGAUUUUGACGGUUUGUCAUGGCCAUCACAAGGAGCACGUUCACGUAUCGAACAGACACCUGAAGAAGCUAAGGCACGAGAAUUGCGUAUUGCUGGUGCUGUCAAGACCAUUUUAUCCGAAUUAGGUGAAGAUGUUGAUCGGGAAGGAUUGUUGGAAACCCCAGAACGUUAUGCUCGUGCUAUGUUGUUCUUCACUAAAGGAUAUGAAGAUAAUAUCAGAGACGUCAUUAAAAGGGCUGUUUUCGAAGAAAAUCAUGAUGAAAUGGUUAUUGUUAGAGACAUUGAAAUAUACUCUUUAUGUGAACACCACUUAGUUCCUUUCUUCGGUAAAGCUCAUAUUGCAUAUAUUCCAAAUAAAAGAGUUUUGGGAUUAUCUAAACUCGCAAGAUUAGCUGAAAUGUACGCAAGAAGAUUUCAAGUUCAGGAAAGAUUAACCAAGCAAAUUGCAAUGGCUUUAAGCGAAAUUUUAAAACCAAGGGGUGUUGCUGUCGUCCUCGAAGCAACCCAUAUGUGUAUGGUAAGUAGAGGAGUUCAAAAAACUGGCUCUUCUACAACCACAAGUUGCAUGUUAGGUUGUUUCCGGGAUCAACAAAAAACUAGAGAAGAAUUUUUGACUUUGCUUGGUAGACACUGAAGCUUUCAUUUUGUUUUUUUCAUUUUUGCCUUUUUUUUAAAAAAAAAAAACCGUUUUCUUUCAAUUUCAAAAUAAGUAUGCAAUAGGGAAUAAUUCAACAGAUCCUUAUUGCAUUCGUGCUAAUUAAUUUGCAUUUUACCCUUUUGUUAUUUUUUUAAUUCUUUCCUUGACACCUUUAAUGAUUCCAGUUUUGCUUUGCUUUGGCUGCAACUACAUUCAACCUCUUUUCACCCCUC
Molecule: messenger RNA, 1131 nt
Organism: Hyphopichia burtonii NRRL Y-1933
Lineage: Eukaryota; Fungi; Ascomycota; Pichiomycetes; Serinales; Debaryomycetaceae
Product: GTP cyclohydrolase I
Exons: 1
Coding region: 53-895 (280 amino acids)
Biological process (GO): tetrahydrofolate biosynthetic process; tetrahydrobiopterin biosynthetic process
Cellular component (GO): cytoplasm
Molecular function (GO): GTP binding; zinc ion binding; GTP cyclohydrolase I activity
Source: RefSeq, a predicted model, not a curated record